AUGAGCGCAAAAAUGACAGGCGGUAUAUCGCACGAGGAAUGUCCUACCAAGAUGCUGAAUCCGUUCGUGCACAGGUUGGAAUUGGAUACUACUUACGAGAAGAUUAGAACGGCGAUUUUCACGGUGAUCCUCCUUCCGAUCAGAGUGUCGGUCAUCUGCUUCUUCGUCUGCCUCGGCUGGAUGUUCGCCUUCGUCGGUCUCUGGGGUCUAACCGAAGAAGAGUUACGGCAGAAACCGUUAGAAGGAUGGAGAAAGAAAAUUAAGCACGUGAUAUGCAUUAUCGGAAAAAAUGUUCUGAUGGCUGGAGGAAUGAAUAUAACGAUAAAGGGGAGGCAGGCCUCGAAAACCGAAGCCCCUAUUUUAGUAGCGGCCCCCCAUUCGACAUUUAUCGACGCGGGGAUCGUAUAUCUUACGGGAUUCCCCUCGACGAUAUGUAGAAGGGAAAGUGCUGGAAAUAAUCAUAUCGGAAAAUUGAUCAAUUUUACUCAACCAGUAUACGUGUGGAGAGACGACCCCAAUUCUAGACAUAAUACAAUAAAGGAAAUCAUAAAUAGAGCCACAUCUGAUUUGGACUGGCCGCAGAUUCUGAUCUUUCCAGAGGGCACGUGCACGAAUAGAUCUUGUCUCAUCACGUUCAAACCAGGUGCUUUCUACCCAGGUGUUCCAAUUCAACCUGUAUGCAUACGUUACCCCAAUAAAGUAGACACUGUAACAUGGACCUGGGAAGGACCUAGCGCAUUAAAAUUAUUAUGGUUGACGUUAACCCAACCUUACAGCAACUGCGAAAUUGAAUUUCUGCCUGUAUACAAUCCUAGUGAAGAAGAAAAACGUGAUCCAAAACUGUUUGCGAAGAAUGUCAGAGCAGUUAUGGCCAAAGCUCUGGGUAUUCCAGUGAUCGAUUAUUGUUAUGAUGACUGCCUACUGAUGGCAAAAGCCAAAGAAAUGAAUCUACCAUAUGCUCCCUCUUUGGUCGAAGUGAAUAAGUUACGCAAUCGACUAGGAUUACGAAAUACGAAAAACGAAGAAAACCUUAUCAAUUCGAAUUUAGUAUGCAAAGAUUGUAGCAAAAUAAGUUUCAUUGAAUUCACGAAAUUACUGAACAUUCCUUUGAAUAAUCCAGAUUCGCAGCAGCUCUUCAAAAUAUAUGACAAAGAACAUUCAGGGGCAAUAGACUUCAGAGAAUAUUUACUGGGUGUCUUAGGCAUAGGAAAAGACCUAUCUCAUUUGGAUGUACUUCAUAUAGCUUGUAAGAUAUAUGACAAGAGUGGAUUCGGCCGCUUAUCACCAGAAGACUUCUGUAAAGCCGUAUGUCAAACGUUAGCCUUAAAUAAAGAGUACGCCUUAGAAGUUUUCGAACAAGUAGACAGAAAUAGAUUAGGUUACAUCACUUAUGAUAACUUCGUCCAGUAUGCUCAGAAGAAGGCGGAGUUUGCGAAUUUCUUCAGUUUGAGUUCGGAGGAAAAAAUACCGCAUCGGAACGGCGAUAUAUGCCCCAACAAUUAUAACAAAAAAACUGACUGA
Messenger RNA from Psylliodes chrysocephalus, 1521 nucleotides. The record is from the annotation of a GenBank genome assembly. NCBI's taxonomy places the organism in Eukaryota, Metazoa, Arthropoda, Insecta, Coleoptera, Chrysomelidae.